AUGGCGGACCCGAACUACUAUCAAUCCCCCGCCCAGGGCCUCGCUCCUGGUGAGGACCCCUCCAACCCGAACCGAUUUCCUCCUCAGCCUCCUUAUGCCGGCCAGCACGCCGCUGGAUUUCCUCCUGGCCCCUCUCCUCCCCAACCCGGGGCUUUCUACGGAGCCGCUGCUCCCAACAGUCAACAAUGGCCCGCCGCCGCAUAUGGCUCUCCUCCGCCUGUACCUCACCAGCCUCUACAGCCUGCGCAGCAACCGGCUUAUGGUAAUAUACAAGCUCCUAUGGGCCAACCGUCCGAUCCGGCGAUGGCAGGUCUAGCAUCUCAAAUGAGUGGAUUGGGGAUAAUGGGGGGAGAAGGAGGAGCCAGGUCCUCGAAAAAGAAGCACCGACACGCAUACCACGACAUUGGAUCUGCGCCUGCUCCUGCGCAGCAGUUUCCAACAGGUUCCGCUGACGCUCUACAACCGCCGUCUUCCCAAUUCUUGAACACCGGGCUGAACCAAGCGCCACGCUCUGUCUCUCCCGCUUUGAGUGCUUCUGGGAUGAUCCCGCAGCCAGCGGUCCCCGGAGCUGCACCCAUGGCAGCCCACGGCACAGUCCCUACACAAGGUGGAAUAAACCCUGAGCAGAUACCCAGUAUCCCACGUUCGCGUGAUGGGCCAGCACAGCACUAUUUCAGCCACGUCUAUCCUACAAUGGAACGCCAUCUUCCUCCUCCCGCGGCCGUUCCGUUUGUGGCCCACGACCAGGGUAACUCGUCUCCGAAAUAUGCUCGCCUGAGUUUGAACAAUAUCCCCUCCGCCUCCGACUUCCUCACCUCCACCGGUCUACCACUAGGAAUGAUACUCCAGCCCUUCGCCCGCCUGGACGCCGGGGAACAGCCUAUUCCCGUACUUGAUUUCGGGGAUGCAGGGCCACCGCGUUGUCGCCGCUGCCGAACGUACAUCAAUCCCUUCAUGUCAUUCCGAUCUGGUGGGAACAAGUUUGUCUGUAACAUGUGCACAUUUCCCAACGACGUUCCUCCUGAGUACUUUGCCCCAGUUGAUGUUUCCGGGUCGCGUAUAGACCGCAUGCAGCGCCCGGAGCUCAUGAUGGGAACCGUCGAAUUCCUUGUCCCUAAGGAUUAUUGGAAUAAGGAGCCUGUUGGACUUAGAUGGUUGUUCUUGAUUGAUGCCAGCCAGGAAUCAGUCAACAAGGGAUUCUUGAAGGGCGUAUGCAAGGGUAUUCUAAAGGCCCUCUACGAAGAGGAGCCGUCAGAAAAUCCCGAGGGUACCGAACCCGCACGGCGGAUACCCGAAGGGUCAAAGGUCGGAAUUGUUACUUACAAUAGAGAAGUGCAAUUCUAUAACCUCAGUCCGGAGCUUCAGCAAGCGCAGAUGAUGGUGAUGACCGAUCUACAAGAACCGUUUGUACCGCUGAGCGACGGGUUAUUCGUUGACCCAUACGAGUCAAAGGAUGUGAUCACCUCUCUACUCAACCAAAUUCCGACCAUUUUCUCUCGCGUCAAGACACCGGAGACGGCACUGCUUCCCGCUGUCAAUGCUGCAUUGUCCGCGCUACAUGCUACGGGCGGCAAAAUCAUCGGUUCAAUCUGCUCGCUGCCAACCUUUGGCCCUGGCGCAUUGACACUGCGGGACGACCCGAAAGCUCAUGGGACGGAUGCGGAGAAGAAACUAUUCACGGCCGAAAAUACCGCGUGGCGAGAAACCGCUGGCAAGCUUGCAGAGGCAGGUGUUGGUGUUGAUAUGUUUAUAGCGGCACCCAGCGGAACGUACCUGGAUGUGGCUACCAUUGGCCAUAUUCCUGAGGUCACCGGUGGUGAAACCUUCUUCUACCCCAACUUCCACGCGCCGCGGGAUAUCCGAAAACUUUCCGAGGAGAUUGCGCAUGCAGUUACCAGAGAGACAGGAUAUCAAGCCCUGAUGAAGGUCCGUUGCUCUAACGGGUUGCAAGUAUCAUCAUACCACGGUAAUUUUGUACAGCAUACAUUCGGCGCCGAUCUUGAGAUCGGUUCAAUCGACGCAGACAAAGCGAUUGCUGUUCUUUUCAGCUACGACGGCAAGCUCGAUACGAAACUCGACGCUCACUUCCAAGCCGCACUACUAUAUACAUCGGCUAACGGGCAGCGUCGUGUUCGUUGUAUCAACAUAGUUGCCGCCGUCAAUGAGGGAGGGAUGGAUACAAUGAGGUAUAUCGAUCAAGACGCCGUUGUUAGCAUAAUUGCCAAAGAGGCGGCUGGUAAAACCGUGGACAAGUCUCUCAAGGACAUUAGGGCCAGUAUCACAGAGAAGACCGUGGAUAUCUUCAGCGGGUACCGCAAGAUUUUCUCAGGGUCACAUCCUCCUGGACAGCUCGUUCUGCCAGAGAACCUGAAGGAAUUCUCCAUGUUUAUGCUCAGCUUGAUCAAAUCCAGGGCCUUCAAAGGCGGCCAAGAGGCAUCAGAUCGGCGGAUUCACGACAUGCGAAUGCUACGGUCAAUAGGCUGCACCGAACUAUCACUUUACUUGUACCCUCGUAUUCUCCCUAUUCACAACAUGCAGCCAGAGGACGGUUUCCCGAAUGAGCAAGGCCAACUACAAGUACCGCCUUCACUUCGGGCGAGUUACUCCAAGAUUGAAGAAGGAGGAGUUUACCUAGUAGAUGACGGUCAGCAAUGCCUUCUAUGGCUUCACGCGCAAGUAUCGCCCAACCUGUUGGAGGAUCUCUUCGGCGAGGGGCACACAUCCUUACAAGGAAUCAACCCGCAGACCUCGGCUCUGCCUGUAUUGGAGACGCAUCUGAAUGCGCAGGUGCGCAAUCUGCUGCAGUACUUCGCCACAACCCGAGGAUCCAAGGCAGUGACCAUCCAGCUAGCCCGUCAAGGACUCGACGGUGCGGAGUAUGAGUUUGCACGGUUACUGCUGGAGGACCGCAACAAUGAAGCUCAGAGCUACGUUGACUGGCUGGUCCACAUCCACCGGCAGAUUAACAUGGAGCUUGCGGGCCGUCGCAAACGCGAGGACGCCUCCAACGAGUCGUCAAUAGCAGGUCUGACUGGCUUACGGGCACCCUAUUGGUAA
This is a messenger RNA of Aspergillus calidoustus, 3057 nucleotides long. The record is from the annotation of a GenBank genome assembly. NCBI's taxonomy places the organism in Eukaryota, Fungi, Ascomycota, Eurotiomycetes, Eurotiales, Aspergillaceae.